Messenger RNA from Zootoca vivipara (common lizard), 1590 nucleotides. RefSeq names its product solute carrier family 39 member 13 (gene SLC39A13). Gene Ontology annotation, cellular component: membrane. Gene Ontology annotation, biological process: zinc ion transmembrane transport; intracellular zinc ion homeostasis. Gene Ontology annotation, molecular function: zinc ion transmembrane transporter activity. NCBI's taxonomy places the organism in Eukaryota, Metazoa, Chordata, Lepidosauria, Squamata, Lacertidae. The record is from RefSeq and is a predicted model, not a curated record.
CUGAGCUGCCCCUGGGUGGGAAGCACCCCUGCCCUCCAUCCCGAGUGUCGGGGGAGCCCAACUUUUCCGGGGCGGCUGAGGCAGAGAGGCGGGCAGAGCGCGGCCGGGGCUUAGAGCGGGUUGGAAGAGGCGAGGCGAGGGCAGAGGAGGCGCAAGUGGUACCCUGUGCCCGGCCAGCAAUAGGAAAAGAAAGAGCACCCCGGGAUUUAAGUGCGUGCGUGUGUGUGUAGGGGUAUCCUUCAUAGACCAGGGAUUGACCAGCCAGGCUGAGGCUGCACAGUGAUGAUGGGGGAACGGCUGCUUCUCCAUGGAACUCUCUCCUUCUUGAUGCUUAUGGCUGCCUGCCAGGCCCAUGACCUUCCACUGAGCCAGGCUGACAAUGAGGCUAGUCCCCUGUGUGAAAAGGAGACUGAGUCCUGGGGGGCCAUAUUCAGCGAGGAGCGCCUGGAUGCUUGGAUCUGUUCUCUGAUUGGUUCGGUUAUGGUUGGGCUGAGUGGGGUCUUUCCCCUGCUGGUAAUUCCUCUCGAGACAGGGGCAGCACUAAAGUCAGAAGAGGGAUCCCAUCGGAUGAAGCAGUUCUUGAGCUUUGCCAUUGGUGGGCUCCUGGGAAAUGUUUUUCUGCACCUGCUCCCAGAGGCCUGGGCCUACACCUGCAGUGCUACUGCAGGAGAAGGGCAGAGUUUCCAGCAGCAGAAGCUCCUGGGACUCUGGGUGAUCAUUGGUUUGCUGACCUUCCUGAGCCUCCAGAAGAUGUUCCCAGACAGUGGAAAGGAAGGAAGCUCCGACUUGGUCAGUGAUUCCAAAGCACAUGCUAAACGGAUUCCAAAUGGGAGCAGUUUCUCUGCUGUGCAGGAGGCAGCCAGUCCAGUCCAAAGAAAGAAGUUGGGAACAGCUCAGAGUAAUGGUUCUUCUCACUUGUCUUCGCUACCAGCCCAGAAGAUCAAGAUCAGCGGAUACCUCAAUCUUUUGGCCAACACAAUAGAUAAUUUCACACAUGGCCUGGCAGUGGCAGCUAGCUUUUUGGUUAGCAGAAAGGUUGGGCUCCUGACCACAAUGGCAAUCCUUCUGCAUGAAAUUCCUCAUGAGGUGGGAGAUUUUCUCAUCCUCCUUCGUGCUGGCUUUGAUCGCUGGAGCGCAGCCAAGUUACAGCUCUCCACGGCCCUCGGAGGCAUUCUCGGUGCUUGCUUUGCAAUUUGUGCUCAGUCACCUAAAGGGACAGGGGAAACCAUCGCUUGGAUUCUCCCAUUUACCUCGGGGGGCUUUUUAUACAUCGCCUUGGUAAAUGUCGUGCCCGAUCUCUUAGAAGAGAAGAAUCCUUGGAACUCAGUGCAACAAGUACUCCUCCUGUGUACUGGCAUCAUUGUCAUGGUGCUUCUCUCAUUCACUACCGAAUGAGCGACUCCUGCUCCGGCUGCCUUCUGCUGCUUCCCAAAGCUGCCUUCAUUCUGAACUGUUACAGAGCAAUAAGGGACACCAUUGAAUUUUUGUUUUGUGUGCCUGUGGAUUUGGCUGCUGCUACAAGAGGCAAAUCAGGGAAGCCUGGUUCUGGAGGGGAAUACUGGACUCCGUUUCUUUAAAGUUCCACAGCCA